Messenger RNA from Megalopta genalis, 1297 nucleotides. The record is from RefSeq and is a predicted model, not a curated record. Lineage: Eukaryota; Metazoa; Arthropoda; Insecta; Hymenoptera; Halictidae.
AUGAAUGAAUUAGAACUAUUUAAAGUACAUGCAGUAUCAAUAUUUUGUCCAGCAGUGGAUAUUCCUGUAAUUUUAUGGUGGACCCCUUUCGGAAACGAUGGGAAAGUUCGUAAAUGCGGGAAACAUUCCUGUUAUUUUACAAGCAAUCGAACUUAUCGAUAUCACCCAAAAAUAAGUAGUUUUCUGUUUUAUGGUAGCAGUUUUCAAAUUGAUGAUUUACCAGAAUGGAAUCCCUAUAAAGCUCCAUGGGGUUUGCUUCACGAAGAAUCCCCAAGAAACAAUCCUAUUUUGGUGCAACAGGAGAUCCUGAAUCUUUUUAAGUAUUCCUCAACGUUCAGCAGAUUUAGUGAUGUGCCCCUUACUUUGGUCGAUUUACCUGGAAUUAGAGAAUUGUUGGAUAGAAAGUAUUUUGUGUCGACCAAACAAAAGACAAGAUUAAUCAACACAGAGAACCUUGCCCCCUUGCUUUACAUACAAUCUGACUGUGAUACUGCAAGUAAUAGAGAUAUUUAUGUAGCAGAGUUGAUGAAGUACAUACGUGUUGAUUCAUAUGGCACAUGUUUGAAUAAUGCUCAGUUCGAUAAAAGGCUGAAAGAAAAUUACCUCGAAAAGUUAAACAGCGAGGAUUUUCUCUCUUUCAUUGCCAAUUACAAAUUUACUAUAGCUUUCGAGAAUGCAGUCUGUCAAGAUUAUAUCACGGAAAAAUUAUGGCGACCUCUUAUAGUCGGAUCUGUACCUAUAUAUUAUGGAUCACCGUCAUUUAGGGACUGGCUACCAAACAAUAUGUCUGCAAUUUCAGUACUCGAUUUCAAAGAUCCAAAGAGUUUAGCCAAUUUUUUAAAUAAUCUUACCAACAACGAAACUGAAUACAAUAAAUACCUGUCACACAAAUUGAUCGAUAAUUAUGAAGUAGAAAAUCAAAAGCUAAAAAAUGCUUUCAAUAGAAAUAAUGAGUGGUCUCGAACGGAAUUCGGAAACUACGUAGACGAAUUUGAAUGUUUGGUUUGCGAAAGUGUACAACAAACAGAUCAACCAACAAAAAUAGUCAGUUCGGAACACUAUGAUUGCCCAUUACCAAGAAAUCCCAUAACAAAUGAAAUUGAUCAUACGAACUGGUGGACAGAGCAAUGGGUUAUAGAAAAAUGUGGGGCCAAAAUCUUGAUGCAUAACUUAAAGAACAAUCUAACCAUUAAUAUAGAAAAAUUUAAUGCAGAUAAGAUGAAAUUAUAUGUCAGCAAACAGUGCUGAAGUAUGUUUUAUAAAAUCAUUUCCUAAUAAAGUAUUAAUGAUAAUCGAA